AUGAUUCUGCUGAUGGCCAUGACAGACGUUUUCCUGCUUCUGGGCUGGGUGUGGCGAUCGAACAGCCUCUGCUCCCCCACCACCUUUUACAAGAACUGCUGGAUCCGACAGUUCCCGGGCCUUGCCGUUGAUCUGGAGCUCUCACAGAAGAAAGGGGCCCGCAUCCUCAAGAGAUACUCAGCAGCUUCUGCCCAGCAGUGCAGCCAAACCUGCUGCCUCCUCAGGAACGUUUCCUGUAAUUUGGCAGUUUUCUACUCUGAAACCAAUAAUCAAAGCCUUUCCUGCCUCCACGCUUAUUGUCCAGCACUGGAGAGCUGCAUACUGAAGCCGGGGACCAGUGUUGUAUUAUACAACAUCACACCAGGAAUUGAUCCAGAUCUUCUUGUGUUUGAGAAGCUGUCUUUUAAAGAGCCAAAUACCAGGACAUUUAAUAAAUGGGAGAGGCAAGGCAGCGCAAGAGCUGCAGAAUCAGAAAUAUGCCAGGAUGCAUCGAUGGGUUCAAAGUGCCUUCCAGCCACGGCCUCAUCUUCAACGAUGGUCCAAGACCUGGUAGCCAGCAGCAGCCAUACUCUUGAAAACAACUUGGUCCACAAGACUGCAUCCACCACACAUUUCAGAUCUACACCUGCACCACCUAAAGAUCAUUUCACUGAAGCGAUGGAUGUUAUCUCAGGAGCAAAGGGUUCAACGGCUAAUCCAGACAAUGCAUCUGAGCUUCCCACUCCUACACUCCCAUCCAUUAAAAUGUUGUCCCACAUACCCAGCCCAGCCCACCUGAACAGCAGCAAAGAACACUUGAACGAAACCAAAGGCUACAGCGGGAGGAAUCACACUUCAGAUAACGAAGGCCAGCGGCCAGCCUGGGAAGGGGUGGAAAGGAGCACCUGGUUCCUUCCCGCAGUGCUUUGCUCCUCUCUGGUUCUGAUUUGCUGUUGCACGGCUCUCCUUGCAGCGGGAUGCCGCCGAAAGAGGAGGGGUCGCUACAAGCCAAGGCGCAGAGGAGUGUCAGGACCCCGGCAGUUCAUAAGGUACACGAUGGUUAAUGACAGCCUUUAAGGGGAAAUAUUCCCAAGUACAAUGUAGAGGUGAACAGCUUGUAUUCUUGAUGGGCGGAUGGAGUGGAGCUAUUUUUAUUUUUUAAAAAUUAAAUGAUUGUUUUGAACUGUUUGCGUUUCCGAAUCCUUCGUCAUUAAAUAAGAUUAGAGACCCCCACCCAGUUUUCAAAUUGUGUGUUCUCAGUUUGCAAGUUUAAAAAUCUCGUUCUCUAAUAAGACUCGGCCCUU
Molecule: messenger RNA, 1283 nt
Organism: Gekko japonicus
Lineage: Eukaryota; Metazoa; Chordata; Lepidosauria; Squamata; Gekkonidae
Gene: MANSC4
Product: MANSC domain containing 4
Exons: 3
Coding region: 1-1056 (351 amino acids)
Source: RefSeq, a predicted model, not a curated record